Messenger RNA from Sebastes umbrosus (honeycomb rockfish), 4139 nucleotides. RefSeq names its product G protein-coupled receptor 37 like 1b (gene gpr37l1b). Lineage: Eukaryota; Metazoa; Chordata; Actinopteri; Perciformes; Sebastidae. The record is from RefSeq and is a predicted model, not a curated record. The coding region runs from base 649 to 2196 and encodes 515 amino acids. The transcript has 4 exons. Gene Ontology annotation, biological process: adenylate cyclase-inhibiting G protein-coupled receptor signaling pathway; positive regulation of MAPK cascade. Gene Ontology annotation, molecular function: G protein-coupled peptide receptor activity. Gene Ontology annotation, cellular component: signaling receptor complex; plasma membrane.
CCAUACUGCAGAGGGCUGCUGGUUCCCAGAGACCCUCAGAGCUCCAGGACGCCCAGUCUCUCUGCUGCCUGCAGCCCAGACACAGCAGCCCCGACACGGACACGGACCCUCACCCUGCUCCCCCCCUCCACCUCCUCCUGGAGCUCCAGCGCCUGUUUGGAUUACUAAUGGAUGGAGUCGAGUUUUAAAGUGGGAAACUUUAAAAGGAGUAUCGGGAGUUUAAUGAGAAGAGAAGAGAAGGUGAAAGCAGAGGACGCCUUCAUCUCGUCUGGACUACAAACUUAUUAAAAAAUCUGGUGGACGUCUUAACAAACAUCAGCGUGUCUUCGUCAUUUAGAAACUUUGGAAGAAGUCUAAUAAACAGCUGCCGACUUUGGCGUAAUUCAACCAACAUUGUUCCUGGAAAUUUCGACUUUGUCAUCAUUUUCCAGGAACUCUGAACUAGUCCUGCAGCUUACUGAGAGGUUUCGGAGACUUUGCCAACAUCAGGUUGAUCAUUUUGUUCCUGAAUAUCGGGACUUUUUGGAACCAUUUUUUGGAAUUUUACUGAAGCUCUGCACUAUUAUUCGUCGUCACGUCCUUUAAAGCACAAAAAAAAACAGUUCUGGUUUGAAUCUACCGAAUUCAAGCCAAUCUUUUGCAUUGAAAAUGUGCAUCAUGGCCCCGUCUGUCGGUCUGUGGCUGUGUCUGUACCUGCCACUGCUGUUUACGGACGCAAAGAGUGUCGGGCAACACGACAGUCAGAGCGACGGCGUCGUCAAACUGGAACCCCUUUGGGUGACCAAGCAGCUCAGGACCGGGGACGACACCAACGCCCCCAACCAGAGCCUACCCCUCCCUGAGAUGUUGGAUUUAGACGCGGACCGGAACCGCCGCCUGGCCCGUGGCACUGACGAGGAGGAGCAACAGUCCACCUUCAGCCAGUCCUUUGAGAACGACUCGGUGACGCCGCCGCAGGCCACCGAGUUCGCCAACGGGACAAAAGUAGGAGCAGGGGACAACGGCGAUCAUGAUCACCAUGGAAAUGCCACCAGCUCCGACCAUGACCCUCCAGGACUCUACAACCCCUUCUACCCGCUGGCGGACAGCUCGUAUGCAGCCUACGCAGUGCUCUUCCUGGCCGGCCUGGUGCUGGCGGUGGGCGUGGUAGGAAACAUGGCGGUCAUAUGUAUCGUCUGGAACAACUACUACAUGAGGUCCGCCUGGAACUACCUGCUGGCCACUAUGGCGUUCUGGGACUUCCUGGUCCUGGUGCUCUGCCUUCCUGUGGUGGUCCUCAACCAGCUCUCCCAUAGGAGGAUCCUGGGUGACAUCACCUGCCGCAUGGUGCCUUAUAUGGAGGCCGUGUCUCUGGGCAUCACCUCCUUCACUUUGUGCGCUCUGGGCAUCGAUCGUUUCCUAGCCGCCACCUCCUCGUCCCAGCCAAAUACUCGGCGGGUGGAACGCUGCCGCACGGUGCUGCUGAAGCUGAUACUGGUGUGGCUCGCCGCUCUGAUGCUGUCCAGCCCCGAAAUCUUCCUGUGGCAGCUGAGCCAGGCCGUGUCCCCGUCCACCGGCCGGCUGGUCGACUCCUGCACCAUCACCCCCGCCUCCCCUCUGUCCCUCUACCUGCCCGACUCCCUCCACUCUCUGUUGCUCAGGUAUCACCAGGGACGUAUGUGGUGGUGUUUUGGCUGCUACUUCUGCCUCCCCAUCCUCUUCACCAUCCUCUGCCAAAUGGCCACCCGCAACGUCAACAGUGACUCCAGCUCCGCCCAAAAGCAGCGUAACCAAGACGACCGCUCCUCCAAUCAGAAGCGUCAUCAGCACCAGGCGGUGGAGCGGCAGCUGAACUGCACACUUUUGGCGUUAGCGGUGGUUUACGGCGUCUGCGCUCUGCCCGAACAUGUCUGCAACAUCACGCUGGCCUACACGCACAUCACCGUCUCUGAGGACACGGCCGCCAUGCUGGCACUAUUGCAUCACUUCCUGCUGUUCUUCAAGUCAUCGGUGACGCCGGUGUUGCUGCUGUGUCUGUGUAAGGCUCUCGGCCAGGCCUUCAUGGACUGCUGCUGCUGCUGCUGUCAGGAGUGUCAGCCAACCACGGCUCAAGGCUCGCCGAGCUCCGCCCAGGUCAAACUGAAGGCAGCCAAUGAGACGUCCAUCUUCUUUGACAAGGCUAAAGACACGUCGGCCAUCUUGUCCAUCUCAAGCUAGAGCCACUGGUCCCUUUUUAACCAUCAAUCCAUCAUCUCCUCUUCCAUGAAUCAACCUGUCCAUGCAUUUCUUCUUUUUACUCUUCAACACGGUUUCUCUUCCAUCCUUAGUUUUCGUUAACCCAUCAGUUUCCUUUUCAGGAAAACUUGUGGAUCAUCUUUUCUUUUUCUUUCUGUACUCUCCUCCUCUUCCAGAGUUUCCAUUUGUAUGAUAUUCCUCUAUGGACACAGAGUUACCCCGUCCAGCUUCCUGCAGGAAGUGAAGUUUAAUCUGUAGUGAGAUUAGAAAAGUUGCUGUACUUGCACAACCAGCUGUUGUAAAAGCAGGAGCCUGUUUCAGGACUCUCCAAACGGACUCUUCCCUCCAACUUCCUGCUGUGAUAAUGUAUGAUAUGAAAAUCCUGGAUGUCUUCUUUGGUUGGUCUGAAGCUGAAGAUUUCAUGUGUUUUAUGGGAAAGUAGCAGAUACAUAAAGGCUUAGCAGCAGGUUAAACCCCUCAAGGCAGCUUGGUGGAGAACAUGAUGAAGCUGCUUUAAAGCUCUAAAGAUCAUUUAGAGUGGUCGCAAACUGCGCCUGUGGUCAAAAUAUAAAAACAAUCAACCAAUCAGAGCUUUGUUGGUGGAGAUACGAAUGCUCUUUAUCUGCUAACUAUGGAUUAGAUUGAUGCAGGUUGUCGUAAAAGUCAUUUCUACAACUUGUGUGUUUCUGUGAAGAAUGUGCAGCUUCAUGAAUGUUUCUAAAAGGGAAGGAAGUGGGGGAGUGGGGGAAGAGAGGAGAUCUGAAGAGUAUUCGAACAGGACUCGGACCCCGUUCAGACCUGGCACUAACAUGCCUCCUGAGUGACCCAAACGUGGACAGCUUUAAGUACGUCUGUUCACACCUGUGAUUCGAUCUCACUUCCCCGCUAUAUAUGCAAAUAAACACGUAGUAAACACAUGGCUAAAACAGCAGGCGUGUGAUGUAAUAUUGCAUAAAUGUCAGUAGUAAUAUCCUACAUAUUCGGAAAUUUGGGUAUAUUUUAUUAACAUCAAAAUAAAUGGUUAUUGUACCGGUGGUCCCCGUGGACCUCCGUGCUGCCAGCACCGCCGCCUUUGCCAGACAACAACGGGUACAGAUCUCCAACAGUAUGAUAAUAAUGCCCUUUGCAUGCCUAUAAAUAAGAUAUAUUUUAAUAAAACAAGUGUUCGCGUCUGUCUGUCUAUUCACAUGUGGAGCUAAGUGAGAGCCAGCGGAUCCCAGUGGAACGUUAGUUGAGUAGGCGGUCCUUCAAUGUGGUCCAUGACACAUUCACUACACACUGCUAAAAGAAUGUGGCCCAGACCACCUCCGACUGUGGUCCGAAAGAUCCGCUCUCAAUGCGUCUUGAAUGCGUUCACACCUGUACUUAGAGCUGUCCGAUCACUGAGGACGCAUGUUAAUACCAGGUCUGAACGGGCCCUUAGACCUCCUCAGUACUGAGGUGGUCUCUUUGUACAGAAAGUUAAACUGCGUAGGAAGUUUUUAAGAGUAUUAAUAUGUCUUUAGCACAGUGCUUUCAGUCAGACUAUCAAACAACUAGAACAAACGAAGAAACAGAAGAUAUGAAUAGCUUAUUUUAAUGCUAGAUGUAUAACUAAUUACAUCUUUAUAUGAAGGGAAGUGAGAUAGUUAUUUUUUAUGUCACAAGAAUGUUUAUGCCUUUGUAAUGUUCGGUGUCACAAUUCACAUAAGUAUGUGUCAGAGCCGAUUGUGCCUUAGUGUCUCCUCAGCUCGGACUGUCAGCGUCUGAAUCAACAGAUACUGAAACUAACUUUACAUUCACACUGUGAGCAGCUCGUUCAAACUGUUUCUCCAAGGGAGUCUUGAUCUGCAACUAUAAGUUUUCACCAAAAGCUAGAGGUGUUUAGCACAACGUAUCUUUAACACUGAAUCAUCACUUUUUAUUAAAAAUUCCCAACUACCGAU